AUGUCUAAUCAUCUUCUUGGAUCCAUACCCUUUUCGAUUUCAAAACCACCAUCCAACGAGAAUGUUUGCCAGGUACAGGAAAGUAAAGAUAAGGCAGCUCCACAGAACGCUGUGACCUAUGUCUAUCAAGCUAAACUAGCCGGAUUGUGCUGCAAUGUCACAGCAACAUGGGGCAAAGACCUCAAAAAUCAUUUCCUUUGCAUCGAAGUGCCAAAGCCUUGUCAAGAAGCUCUCUACAUUUGCAAGAUUGACUUAAAUUCUUGUCAAUUGUGGGGCAAGAAAGGUCUCAAAUCCUUCGACAUAGAUGGAAGACGAGUAGAUGUUUACUGGGAUUUUCGACAGGCAAAAUUCUCUGGCAACCCGGAGCCAUGUUCCGAUUACUAUGUUGCCUUGGUGUCCAAGGCAGAGGUGGUUUUACUGCUAGGGGAUCUAGUGACAGAUGCUUAUAAGAGAACCAGAUCAAAACCGGCUUUAGAAGAGGCUACAUUGAUGUACAAGAAGGAAGUUGUGUGUGGAAAAAGACUGUUUUGCUCCAAAGCCAUGUUGGAAGUAGGGAGAGAAGAGCAUGACAUUGUCAUUGAAGCUUCACUAUCAGGGCCUAAUGAUCCUGAAAUGUGGAUUACUGUAGACGGGACAAUGACGAUUCGGAUCAUGAACUUGAAUUGGAGAUUUAGAGGGAAUGAGAGUGUGAUGUUGAAUGAUUUUCCAGUUGAAAUUUUGUGGGAUGUGUAUGAUUGGUUGUUUAGUAAACAAGCCACAGGCCAAGGCUUGUUCAUUUUCAAGCCAGGCAGGCUUGAUUGGGAGUCUAGUCAUAGCGACCCUGGUAGUAGAAAUUCUGAAUACAACUCACCAAAAGAGAGCUCAUCAACUAUAGAGUUUUGCCAUUUUCUUUAUGCCUGGAAAACUGAGUAA
Rosa rugosa (rugosa rose) is the source of this 912-nucleotide messenger RNA. RefSeq lists its product as uncharacterized. NCBI's taxonomy places the organism in Eukaryota, Viridiplantae, Streptophyta, Magnoliopsida, Rosales, Rosaceae. The transcript has a single exon. The coding region runs from base 1 to 912 and encodes 303 amino acids. The record is from RefSeq and is a predicted model, not a curated record.